This is a messenger RNA of Perognathus longimembris pacificus (Pacific pocket mouse), 2080 nucleotides long. It is a transcript of the gene Got2, whose product is annotated as glutamic-oxaloacetic transaminase 2. The coding region runs from base 120 to 1412 and encodes 430 amino acids. Gene Ontology annotation, cellular component: mitochondrion. The transcript has 10 exons. Gene Ontology annotation, molecular function: L-aspartate:2-oxoglutarate transaminase activity; pyridoxal phosphate binding. NCBI's taxonomy places the organism in Eukaryota, Metazoa, Chordata, Mammalia, Rodentia, Heteromyidae. The record is from RefSeq and is a predicted model, not a curated record. Gene Ontology annotation, biological process: biosynthetic process; L-aspartate catabolic process.
CGCUCUAGCCUCGCUCGGGGAAUCCGCCGUCCUCACCUUGUCCCGGAGCCCGCGCACGGUCCUCCGCAGCUGUUCUCCCCGCCGGUCCCGCCGCUAGGUCUCCCUGCUCACCGCCCACCAUGGCCCUGCUGCACUCAGGACGCGUCCUCUCCGGAGUGGCCGCCGCCUUCCACCCAGGCCUUGCCGCCGCAGCCUCUGCCAGAGCCAGUUCCUGGUGGGCCCAUGUAGAAAUGGGACCCCCAGAUCCCAUCCUGGGAGUCACCGAAGCCUUCAAGAGAGACACCAACAGCAAAAAGAUGAACCUGGGUGUCGGUGCAUACCGGGAUGAUAACGGAAAGCCUUACGUGCUCCCCAGUGUCCGGAAGGCAGAGGCUCAGAUUGCUGCAAAAAACCUUGACAAGGAAUACUUGCCCAUUGGGGGACUGGCUGAAUUCUGUAAGGCCUCUGCAGAGCUAGCCCUGGGAGAGAACAGCGAGGUGUUGAAGAGUGGUCGGUUUGUCACCGUGCAGACCAUUUCUGGAACUGGAGCCUUAAGGAUCGGAGCCAGUUUUCUGCAAAGAUUUUUUAAGUUCAGCCGAGACGUCUAUCUGCCCAAACCAAGCUGGGGGAAUCACACGCCCAUCUUCAGGGAUGCCGGCAUGCAGCUCCAAGGCUACCGAUACUAUGACCCUAAGACUUGCGGGUUCGACUUCACGGGUGCCCUAGAGGACAUCUCAAAAAUUCCAGAGCAAAGUGUCCUCCUCCUGCAUGCCUGUGCCCACAACCCUACAGGCGUGGACCCUCGUCCAGAGCAGUGGAAGGAAAUUGCAGCGGUGGUGAAGAAAAAGAAUCUCUUUGCAUUCUUCGACAUGGCCUACCAAGGCUUUGCCAGUGGUGAUGGUAACAAGGAUGCCUGGGCUGUGCGCUACUUCAUCGAACAGGGCAUUAAUGUUUGUCUCUGCCAAUCGUACGCCAAGAACAUGGGGUUAUAUGGUGAGCGUGUGGGAGCCUUCACUGUUAUCUGUAAAGAUGCCGAGGAAGCCAAAAGAGUGGAGUCGCAGUUGAAGAUCCUCAUCCGUCCUAUGUAUUCCAACCCUCCGGUCAAUGGGGCCCGGAUCGCCUCCACCAUCCUGACAUCCCCAGAUUUGCGAAAGCAGUGGCUGCAGGAAGUGAAAGGCAUGGCCGACCGCAUCAUUAGCAUGCGCACCCAACUGGUGUCCAACCUCAAGAAGGAGGGCUCAACACACAACUGGCAGCAUAUCACCGACCAGAUUGGCAUGUUUUGUUUCACUGGCCUGAAGCCUGAGCAGGUGGAGCGACUGACCAAGGAGUUCUCCGUCUACAUGACAAAGGACGGCCGCAUCUCUGUGGCAGGAGUCACCUCCCACAAUGUGGGCUACCUUGCCCAUGCCAUUCACCAAGUCACCAAGUAAUCCCAGGGGUGCAAACAGAGACAACCUUGCCACACCGAACAGAGACAACCUUCCUGUUGUCUUCUGCCUCUGCUGUUGUGAGAUUCCCAUGAAGAUGGGGGUGGGGGGGGUAGCAAAAGGGUUGUUUCUUCCAACCAGCAGAACACUCAGUGAUUGAGUUUGCUCAGACAAGAACAGGUCAUGAGAUGGGGCAGAGGCAUCCAUGGUUGGCAUCUGGGACUUUGUGGCUCUCAAGAAAACUCUUCCCUCCCCCCACCCUUGCCUCCAGCUUUUUUCAACGAGUUUAUGUGUACAAGAAAGUCACAGCACCAAAAAAAUAAUAAUAAUAACCAAAUACAAAAAAAAACCAGUCAGUCAUGACACUGCAAUAUUUCACAAGCUUUAACUGAGGCAUUGUAUGGUGUUGGGGUUCCUCUGUGGGUCUAGCCAAGAAAUAGCUCCUAUUAGAAACUAAGAGAGAAAGCCUAGGUCAGUCAUUAACAGUUGUCCUCAUGUUUGUCCUUAUCAACACCACAGUUCAGGAAUUGUGCUUUCCAAAAACCAAUGAGUCUGUGGCUACUGCAGCAGGGAAAAUAGUAGAUGCCAUUUCCUGUCUUGUUUAAGAGAAAAGCUUCCUUCUUGUCAUUGCCAGGUUUGUGGGUUGUUUUUUUUUUUUUUUCCUUUAAGGG